This is a messenger RNA of Empidonax traillii (willow flycatcher), 1771 nucleotides long. It is a transcript of the gene PNKD, whose product is annotated as PNKD, MBL domain containing. The record is from RefSeq and is a predicted model, not a curated record. NCBI's taxonomy places the organism in Eukaryota, Metazoa, Chordata, Aves, Passeriformes, Tyrannidae. Gene Ontology annotation, cellular component: mitochondrion. The transcript has 9 exons. Bases 30 to 1178 code for a protein of 382 amino acids. Gene Ontology annotation, molecular function: hydroxyacylglutathione hydrolase activity.
CUGGGCCUCCCAUACGCUGUCCCUCCCUAAUGCCUCUUCCCGCAGGGCUGCUGGCAGCAAGACCUCCCCUGGGUCCCACCAGGCCCUGGGGGCGGCCAGGCCCCCCGGACACUUGGCUUCUCAAGCAGAGCUGCCACCGGCCAGCGGGACAACGGGCCGGGCCAGAGCCGGGCAGCAGGGGGCUCCCUGAAGGGGUGGAGUACAUCCCCACCCGCAAGAGGGGCAAGAAUCCCAUGAAACCGGUGGGAGUGGCCUGGUACAACCUCUACGCCCGCACACGCCUGGGCUACCUCUUCUACCAGCGGCAGGUGAAGAAGGCCCGGGAGCGGUACCCCCAUGGCCAUUCCGUGCCUCAGCCCUGCUGCUUCCCUGGAGUGAAAAUCCUGCCCAUUCCCGUGCUCUCCAACAACUACAGCUACCUGGUCAUCGACACUGGCUCCAGCCGAGCAGCCGUUGUCGACCCCUCUGACCCGCUGGCUGUGCAGGCUGCCAUUGAAGAAGAGGGGGUGAUGCUGGAGGCCAUAUUCUGCACACACAAACACUGGGACCACAGUGGGGGGAAUGCAGCACUCUGCCAGAAGCACAACUCCUGUAAAGUGUACGGCAGCGCUCUCGAUGCCAUCCCACAGCUCACCAACCCACUUGCGGACAGGGAGAAGGUGAGUGUGGGCUGCCUGACCUUUGAGGCGCUCGCCACACCUGGCCACACUGUGGGCCACAUGGUGUACGUACUGGACGGGGAGCCCUUUGGCAGCCCCCCCUGCCUCUUCUCCGGGGACCUCCUCUUCCUCGCUGGCUGCGGCAGGCCAUUUGAGGGCUCCCCCGAGACGAUGCUCGCCUCCCUGGACGUGGCCAUGGGCUUGGGUGAGGACACACUGCUGUGGCCGGGCCAUGAGUAUGCACUGGAGUGCCUGAGUUUCGCCAGCCUCCUGGAACUGGACAAUUCUGCGCUGGAGCAGAAGCUGCAGUGGGCAGUGCAGCAGCGCCAGGACAAGAGGAGCACGUGCCCCUCCACACUGGGGGAAGAGCAGACCUACAACCCUUUCCUGCGGACACACCGGCCAGAGCUGCAGGAGGCACUGGGACUGUGGCAGGAUGGGGGAGAGGACCCCGACGCCUUCCGCGCCCGCGUCCUCAAGGAGGUGCGGAGGCGCAAGGACCUCUACCAAGCCACCUAGAUCUCCCCUCCCAGGAGCCCCCCCUUUCCAUGGAGCCGGGUGAUAUUUGGGCAAAAGGGGCCCAAGGCUCUGUGUGUUUUAUUUUGCUGUGAAUCUCCCUCCUGGGGUGCAUGGUUGGGGGGGAAGAGUGGAUACCCCUUUACGUGGGCACCCCAUAAGUGAUCCCUCCCUUUGCUCCCCUAGACCUGGGGGUCACCAGCUGUCAUGUAGAAGCACCUCAAUCCCCUUUCUGGGGGUCUGUAGCCCCCUGCCCCACUGCUAGGGCUAUAGUGAUGGCACCAAGGGCUUUUCCUAUCCCCCCUCCCCCCUCCCCGUUUUUCUGGGAGUCUCCAAUUUCACCACCACCACCACUACCACUUGGCUCCCUUCCCCUUACCCUGGCAGCCCCCAGUGCUGUGCAUCUCCUUUGGAGACUGUGAUGGUAAGGGGGCAAGGGUAGGCGGGGGGCAGUACUACCUCCAGGCAAGGGGCUCCUCUCCAGCACCCCAUCCUUGACGCUGGAGCCCCCCCUGCACAUGCACACACACACACAAAACUAGGACAAGGCCAUGGGGUCACACUGCUGUGGGGUAGGGGGUGCUGCUGUGCGGGAC